Messenger RNA from Coffea arabica (coffee), 395 nucleotides. The record is from RefSeq and is a predicted model, not a curated record. NCBI's taxonomy places the organism in Eukaryota, Viridiplantae, Streptophyta, Magnoliopsida, Gentianales, Rubiaceae.
CAAAAACAAUGGCUGAAUUGUUUGUUCCAAAGAUAAUAGAUGAAUUGGGUGAUGUUGUUGUGAACCAGCUCGGGGAGAAGAUUAACCUGGUGAUGGGGGUUGAAGAGGAGGUGGCAAAUAUCAAAAGAAAGUUAGAAACGAUUCAAAGUGUGCUGCAUGAUGCAGAGAGACGAAGGCAGAAGGAGAAACCGGUCGCAAAGUGGCUAGAAGAGCUUGAAGACAUAACAUAUGAGAUGGAUGAUGUCCUGGACGAAUGGAACAUCAAGAUUCAGAAACCAAAAUAUGAGGGAACUCGUCAUUGCGGAACAAGGUAAUACUCAUUGAUGGCUCUAACUGAAGCUACAGCAGAAGGCAUUGGGGAAUCAAUCUCUAUAUCAACUUGUAGUUAGGCGAUG